GGUAUACGAAUCAAGGAAUAGGACAGUUGCUCGUGUGCGAGGCUCCGCGUGAUAUCGUAGAUGGUGUGUACUGUGUUUGUUUUGUGCUUGUUACAGCCUAUAUUGUCAACUGCUUCUCACGAGGUACACAAAUGCAGUUAAUAAAGAUGGUUUAUCGAAGCAGAUUCCCAAAUAAAUUGCUGCCGCCAGUGACCGAGUAACUGACGUGAGCUAGACCUGACACGAGGUCCUCACCUGCGUUAGGUGCGUGUGGGCCACCUAUCCGCAUCCAAGCUGUGUCGAGGCAUCCAAGUCAUGCUAUCGAGGUUCGACACAAAUUUUGGCUGUGAGAAUUUUUUCGGGACUUAUCGUUGCACCCAAGACAUGGCUUGUGAUCGUGGUGAUUCGGACUUCGAGUUCAUCAUUCCGCCAGAAGCGCCGGUCUUCGAACCAAGUACUGAAGAGUUUCACGACCCCCUUGGCUACAUUGCGAAAAUACGACCGAUCGCAGAGAAGUCUGGCAUUUGUAAGAUCAAGCCGCCGCCUAAUUGGCAGCCACCAUUUGCUGUUGAUGUUGAUAAAUUCAAAUUUGUUCCAAGAAUACAAAGACUAAACGAAUUAGAGGCAAAAACAAGAAUAAAACUUAAUUUCUUGGAUCAGAUUGCAAAAUUUUGGGAACUUCAAGGUUCAUCUUUAAAAAUUCCGCUUGUUGAACGCAAAGCUCUUGAUUUAUAUUCUCUGUAUAAGAUAGUUACUGAUGAAGGAGGAAUUGAAACAGUAACAAAGGAAAGGAGGUGGGCAAAAAUUGCAAAUAAAUUAGGUUAUCCUUCUGGACGCAGUGUUGGAAGUAUUCUAAAAAAUCAUUAUGAACGUAUUUUAUAUCCAUUUGAUGUUUUUAAACAAGGAAAGACAUUGGCAGAUAUUAAAAUUGAACCAGAUUCUAAUGUAACUGAGAAGAAAGAUAGAGAUUAUAAACCACAUGGAAUUAUAUCUCGACAACAAAUUAAACCCCCAGCUGAGAAAUUUUCACGUCGGUCAAAAAGAUUUACUAGUCAGGAAGAAAAACAGGAAAUAUCUAUCAAACAAGAAGAUUGCAAAGAGGAAUGUGAUUCUGACAAUGAUUGUAAAGAUGGAAUUAAAAAUAAACAAUAUAAUGAUGAUAAAGAUAAUAGCAAGGAACUUAAAAAAUUACAAUUUUAUGGACCUGGACCAAAAAUGGCAGGAUUUAAUACUAAAGAAGGAAAAAAAUCAAACAAAACUAGAGGAGUAAAGCUUACUUAUGAAGUUGAUCCAUUGGCAAAGUACAUUUGUCACAAUUGUGGAAGAGGUGACAAUGAAGAAAAUAUGCUUUUAUGUGAUGGAUGCGAUGACAGUUAUCAUACCUUUUGUCUUAUGCCGCCGUUAACAGAAAUACCAAAAGGUGAUUGGAGAUGUCCAAAGUGUGUUGCAGAAGAAGUUUCUAAGCCGAUGGAAGCAUUCGGAUUUGAACAGGCACAAAGGGAAUAUACUCUUCAACAAUUUGGAGAAAUGGCUGAUCAAUUUAAGAGCGAUUAUUUCAACAUGCCUGUACAUAUGGUGCCAACAUCAUUAGUAGAAAAAGAAUUUUGGCGAAUAGUUUCUUCAAUUGAUGAAGAUGUAACUGUGGAGUAUGGAGCAGAUUUACACACAAUGGAUCAUGGGUCUGGGUUUCCAACAAAAACAAGUGUCAAUUUGUUCACAUGUGAUCAAGAGUAUGCUGAAUCUUCGUGGAACUUGAAUAACUUACCAGUUUUACGUGGAAGUGUACUAGGUCAUAUAAAUGCUGAUAUUAGUGGCAUGAAGGUACCAUGGAUGUAUGUUGGAAUGUGUUUCGCAACAUUUUGUUGGCAUAAUGAGGAUCAUUGGAGUUAUUCGAUAAAUUAUCUACAUUGGGGAGAGCCAAAAACAUGGUAUGGUGUGCCAGGCUCUCAAGCAGAACGAUUUGAACACUCGAUGAAAUCGGCUGCACCAGAAUUGUUUCAUAGUCAACCAGAUUUACUUCACCAGUUAGUUACUAUUAUGAAUCCAAACAUUUUAACGAAUGAAGGUGUUCCAGUAUUCAGAACUGAUCAACACGCAGGAGAGUUCGUGGUAACAUUUCCAAGAGCGUAUCACGCAGGUUUUAAUCAGGGAUAUAAUUUUGCGGAAGCCGUGAAUUUUGCUCCUGCUGAUUGGCUCAAAAUUGGACGAGAAUGCAUAACGCAUUAUUCAAAUUUAAGACGAUUUUGUGUAUUUUCUCAUGAUGAAUUGGUGUGUAAAAUGUCGUUGGAUCCAGAUUCAUUAGAUAUAGGAAUUGCAACUGCAACCUAUCAUGAUAUGCUUCAAAUGGUAGAUGAUGAAAAAAAGCUACGGAAGAAUCUGUUGGAGUGGGGUGUAACAGAAGCAGAACGAGAAGCAUUUGAACUUUUACCAGACGAUGAGAGACAGUGUGAAGUGUGCAAGACAACUUGUUUCUUGAGUGCAGUUACAUGUUCAUGCCAAAGUUCUCAGUUAGUUUGUUUAAGGCAUUUCACAGAACUUUGUGAUUGUCCCCCAGAAAAGCAUACGUUGCGUUAUCGCUACACUUUGGACGAGUUACCAAUUAUGUUACAAAAAUUAAAAUUAAAAGCAGAGUCAUUUGACUCGUGGGUGACAAAAGUAAAAGAGGCAAUGGAUCCUGAUAAGAAGAGUGAUAAAAUUGAAUUAAGUGAAUUGAAAGAACUGUUAAAUGAAGCGGAAAGUAAAAAAUUCCCAGAAAGUGAAUUACUUAUAGCUUUAACAACUGCUGUGCAAGAUGCUGAGAAAUGUGCAAGUGUUGCACAACAACUUUUAAACAACAAACAGCGUACCAGAACCAGACAAUCUGUUGAAACUAAAUACAAGCUUACAGUAGAAGAAUUAACACUUUUCUAUAAAGAAAUAACAAAUUUAUGCUGUGAACUGAAGGAGUCUGAUGGAGUAAAAUUUAUACUUGAUCAAGUAUUGCAAUUUCAAAAAGAAGCGGAAGAACUAGAAUCUAAAGAGGAUGAUUGUGAUAUUGAACAGUUGGAAAAAUGUAUUGAGUUUGGUGAUUCUAUUUGUAUUGAACUACCUCAACUUACAUGUUUGAAACAAAAAUUGGCACAAAUACAGUGGCUUGAGGAAGUAAAGUCUAUCCAAGAAGAUCCGAAGUCAAUACAUCGUGAUGAUUUAGCAAAAUUAAUUGAAAAAGGUAUGACAAUGCCUCCUCAUUUAAGUAUAGAAAAUACUCUCUCAGAAUUGCAAGCAUUAAUGGUUGCAAUUGACAACUGGGAAGAAAAAGCAAAAUUGUAUCUACAUACUAAAAAUAGACAAACUGUUGCAUCUCUUGAAGAAUUUAUUCAUGAAGCUGAUAAAGUAGAAGCUUAUCUACCAAGUUUAGAUGUUCUUCAAGAUACAUUAAAUAAAGCAAAAAAUUGGACAAAAAUAAUGGACGAGAUACAAGCAAGAGAUAAUUUUCCAUAUUAUAAUACAUUAGAUGAUCUAAUUAAGAAAGGUCGAAAUAUUCCACUGCACCUAGAUGCUCUUCCAAUCUUAGAAUCCACGCUUUCACAAGCAAAAGCAUGGAAAGAGAGAACAGCGAGAACAUUCCUAAGAAAAAAUUCACAUUAUACUUUAAUGGAAGCUUUAUCACCACGAAUUGGUGUUGGUAUACAAGCAUUAAAAGCUAAAAAAAAUAAAAUUGAAGAUUCUGUCGGACCUGUCUUUGUCUGUGAUACAAAAUUGGACGAUUCCAAUGAUUCAGCUACUAUUGUGGCCGCCUUUAAAUUAGCUGAACAACGCGAAAUGGAAGCAAUGCGAAAUUUAAGGGAAAGGAACCAAAUGAAAACCAAAAUUGACGAUUCAAAGUAUUGUGUUUGUCGUCGACCAAGAUUCGGGCUUAUGCUUCAGUGUGAACUUUGCAAGGAUUGGUUCCACUCAAAUUGUGUACCUUUGCCAAAGACAUCAUAUAAAGGAAAAUUUCCAAUGUCGAGGGAAAUUAAAUUUUUGUGUCCGUGUUGCUUACGUUCAAGACGGCCACGAUUAGAGACAAUUUUGGCACUUUUAGUUAGUCUUCAGAAAAUUCCUAUUCGUUUAUCAGAAGGCGAAGCGUUACAGUGUUUGACGGAACGUGCAAUGAAUUGGCAGGAUCGAGCGCGACAAGCAUUGGCCACAGAUGAAAUUUCGACGGCAUUAGCAAAAUUAUCUGUGCUAUCACAAAAAUUAGUGGAAGCAGCAGCAAGGGAGAAGACAGAAAAAAUUAUUAGCAGUGAAUUGAAAAAGGCAGCGAAUAAUCCUGAAUUACAUCAGAGGGUUCAAGCAAUUGCACCGCUCAGCGGUGUACACUCAGAUGACAGUGCACUUAGUACUGCGGAUGAUGACGACGACGUUGUUACUAUAGAUGACGACGAACCGAGUUGUAGUACAUUCAACAGUAACGAACACGCAUAUUCUUAUAUAUCAAAAAUUCAGCGUAAAACACAAUCAAAUGAUGCAACGGAAGUCGCAGUUGUACUUUCACAAACAGCAAGAGUACGUCUAGAAGAACUAAUGAUGGAAGGCGAUUUAUUAGAAGUCGCACUCGAUGAAACACAACACAUAUGGCGUAUCCUAAGUCAUACAAAUAGCCCCAGUACAGUCCGAAAGUAUGCAUCGUAUGACGAAGUUCACACUAACUUGAAUCAAGACAUAAAAGAUGUAAAAAAGCGUGGAAGGAAAAGGAAAUCCGACGAAUUGGAAUUAUUGAAAAAACUUGGCAAACAAAAGAUGGAAGAAAAAAAUUUAGCUAAACGAAAAGGAUUACAGAAAGAAAAAAAAUUAGCUAGUUCUCCAGUGCCAAUGAAGCGUGGACCUCGCAAGAUGAAACGUAAAGAAGGCGAAGAAGGGCCAAAGAGAAGGGGUGGUAACAGAAAGAAGACCAAACAGGAUACCUCGGACGAAGAGGAUGAUUGUGCUGCUGUCAAUUGUUUACGACCCAACGGUAGAGAAGUUGAUUGGGUACAAUGUGAUGGCGGCUGUGAAGGUUGGUUCCAUAUGCAUUGUGUUGGAUUAGAUCGUACAGAAAUUGCAGAAGAGGACGAUUAUAUAUGUAGUAAUUGUAAGGAAGCGGAGCAAAAUUCAACGUCAAGAGCGCCAGAUCCCCUAGCUGAAUCAUUAGGCCUGGAUGCACUUCUUUCCCUUUCUCAAUCUCAGGGAUACCAGGGCACAGAUAAUGAGGCAGAUAUUCAAGAAACCACAUCCUUCGUCAGGACGUACUAGCCUACUUUACCUUGUUAAUUCUACACAAGACUAUAAUGUUUAUCAAUUUCAACUGACUGGGCACUUGCGGUUCGACAAUUAAUAUUAUCUACAACCAUCAUUCAGUCAGUUGGUACUGCAGAUUAUCGGAUGCCGUUUGAAUACUGUUGCGAGUGGAUAUUGAAGAUAAAGUAUUAUACUACGGUCGAAUUGCAAUCUUGACGACUGCGAAUGUUAUUUUUCUAUUUUGAUUUGAUGCAAAACUAUUAACUUUUUGUAUGUAUUAUAUUGCAUUGUAUUUCAUUUUUCCAAGAUAAAACAGAUGUUUAUCAAGAAGACGAUUUAUUGUACAAGUACAAUACAUUUAUUUAUAAUUUAGGAAAAUUAAUUUCAUACAUUGAUAUUUAAUAUUAGUGUAUAAUAUUAUAACCUGCUUAUUUUUAUCCAAUAACAUAUUGCUUUUGAUAUGAUUCCGAUUAAAAGAAAAAAACCUAAAUCAUUAUGUAUAUUUUAUAGAUCAAGUAUCGCGGAUGAACCGUGAUAUACUACUUUGUGGUUUACAUGGGAUUUUAGAAAAUAGAUAUUUUGCAUCUCAUUGUAACACUUAUUUCUUAUCUCUCGCUGCAACGGUUGAUAAAACAUACAGGCUUUGCGAGACCAAUGACUGUUAAAUAAUUAACAAUAUGCGUUAGCAUUAUUUAUAAUGCUAUUUAUAGUGUGAAUGACGCUCUUUUCCUAAGCGAACAUACGACUAAAAAAGGAUAUGAAAGAUAACGAGGGAGAGAAAGGAGAGUAUAAUUUUAUCUAAUGAUUUAGAUGAUCUGUGACAUAAGAUAAAAGUUAGCGACGGCGACAUUGUAAAAAAAGAAGUCAUCUCAAAUUACUUCUAUUCAAAGGAAGAUUCCGUCGGUUUUUGUAUCGGUUUUUAAUUGUAAUGGUGCAAGAGAAUUUCUCUUGCGCUAAAAUAGUAUGUACAGAUAGACUGAGAUAUGUGUGUAUUAAGAUAUAGAUAUUAUUAUACAUAUAUAUAAGAAAUUAGAUUGAAAUUUAGAAGUAAGUUACAGUUUGUAUAAAACAAAGAAUUGACACGCAGAUACAUAGCAUAUCUAAAUCUGCCUUCCUGAAAUAAUUGAUUAGAAUUUAUUGGAUUUUGGACCAGAGUGUACAACUUAUAUAAUUUAUGAGAGUUUGUAAAUCAUUUGAUUUUCAUUUCAUUUCAUUUCAUUUCAUUUCAUUUCUCUUGUUCGUUUCUAAUAAUCGUUUUACAUUGUGGUAUUAUUGAUUUUAGUGAACAUUUUCCGAAUGGCCUAAAAAUAUAUAUAUUUUAUAAUGUAAAUUCUGCAUCUAAUUCUAAAUUUUAGUAUUAGAAAAGAUUAAUUUUACAAUUUCAACCGAUUAACAAAUGAAAGUAUUUAUUUUAAUCCUUACAGUUGUAUUAUAUUUUAUAAUAUUUGGUAGCUUGAUGAGUUUAUACAUUGGUGUGCUAAUCCUUUUAUCUUGUACAUUCAACAUUAGUUCGAGUUCAACAUUAAAAAGUGUUAACUUCUCCUGUAUUGUUAACAUUCAUAUGAUAUAAUUCAUCGAUGUAGCAUAAUUAAAGUUUACUUAUUACUUUAUACAUUAAAGUAUUAUAAAAUUACUGAAUAUUAUAAAGAUGAUACUUACAUUAACGAUAAGAUAUAUUCCAUAAUAAAUCAUUUUAUGAAUGUUGUAAGUGUUGCAAAUAUGGAUCUCAUUUCCGAUGAAACAAAACAGAAAAACGUUAAGAAUGCAUCGUUAUCCAUUGGUGUGAAAUAUAGAUUAUGGGAUGUAAUUUGUGUAUUUAAUGUUGACUCUGGUACAAAACCGUGUUUCGCAUAUUAGUUGAUAAUGGAAUUCUUUAGUUACUUUUUAACGUGAUUGUUAAGCUAAUCUUUUUUUUUAAAUCUAUAUAUAAAAAUUUGAUUUACUUGACUUUCGUGCAAAAGUGUUAUGUGCGUGUCUCUAUCUAUUGAUGUGGUUUUUUGCACGAUAUGCCAAAAAAACUACAUUGUGUAAAGAAAAGAAAAAAAAAGAAAUACCUUCGUUGUGGAUUCAUUGAUGAAGCUGUGCCAGCAGCGUGAGAAAUUUUGUAUAAUUACUUGUUAAAGAAAACAAAUAUCAAUCAUUGAGUUUCCAUACGAGAACUAAAAUAUAUAUGAAUGCAUGUUAUAUGUGGAAUGACACGACGCACAGUGUGUUUUAAACAUUUGCAUAUCGAAACAUACGUUGCCAAUCGUCGAUGUUAGCAUGAAUUGAACGAAUUUUAUUAAUGAAUGUUCAUAUUUCACUGUUAGAUGUCGUAGCUUAAAGAAAUAUUGAUUAUUCGUUUAAUUGGUUAAACAGAAUCCACUUUAAGAUAAUCGUAUUGAUAAGGAAAUCCUGAUUGUAUGCAUCGUUCACGAUUAGUAUGUUAUGUGUUUCGUUUAAAACAGACUGUAGGUCAAAGAUUCGAUGAGACAUGUGUACACACAUAUAUUUUUGUACAGAUAGAAAAGGGCUCAAUAAUCUCUUUGAUUAUUGCUCUUGGAUACGCGGAAAUACAGUGAAUUUCUAACGAUAGUGUGUUUUCGCGUUUCGAUUAGAUGAGGUACGAAUUUCAUUUGUUUCUUUUCUUAAUAAAAAUAAUAUAUAAAUAUAUAUAUGUAUACAUAUGUAUGUACAUUGGUUACUGUAUUUUAUACAAUGUACUUAGAAUCAUUUUUUUAUUAAGAUUAAAAAGAAAAAAAAAAGAAAAGGAAAAGAUGAAAAAACGGAUAAUAAAUUUGUGUGCUUUAUGAGGUGGUACACUAUCAUUAAAAAUACAUUGUGAGAUUAGCAACAUAAAAAAAAAUUGAAACUGCGUGAUUACUUAGAGCUGUUGCAAAAUAGACAUUUUGAACAUUGUACUUUACCAUUAAAUACUAGCGUACACCAUGUCAAAUACUGAUCAUUCAUUUGGCGUAAUAUAAGGCAAGUGCCUACGCGUUUCCAAGAAAUUAUACUAAUCGUCAUAACGAAAGAAACUCACCUUUAUUAAUCUUCAUUAUGAGAUAAUGAGCAUAAAAUGUCUAGCGGAUCAAAAUUUAUAAGAAAAAAGGAUUAUCAUGCUUCGACUAAAUAAUUUUCGUGAAUUAAAGUUAUAAAUUAGAUGUUCUUAGGUUUACACGUAACAUAGUUCAAUUUUUAAACGCAGCUAAUAUUUAUUUUAACAAUAAUUUGUAAUUUGUUUCCCCACUUGAUUGGAGAAUACAUUCUUUAAACGAGAAAAUUGCCAUGAAUUUUUGAUGUGACUCGCAAUUUCAUUCGAAAUUUAUGUUUUGUACCAUCGUUGUAAAUUGCUCGCUCACGGCAGUAAUUAUUUUUGACUGAUUAUAUCUGUCUUUCGUUGUUCUAAAAUGUUAGCUGAAUUUUCGUUCGAUUAAUUAGUAUUUAUUGGAUCGUUCAUUCAAACGAAUGUAGUCACAAAAAGUGUUACUUAAUUUUCAUUGCAUCAAUGCUAAUAAUCGUCUUUAUGUUGAACUCGAUUGUUUUCUCGUCCCUUUCUGUUUUAUAUAUUAUGCGAAAAGAUCAGUAUAGACGCGUUCACGUUGGACGUCUUUUUAGUUAUUCCGAACGUCACACCUCGCAGAAAGAAGGAAAGAAAGAAAGAAAGAAAGAAAACCUUCCACCAAAAAUUUAGUCGAUAGAAAACCAUUGUCGUGUAUCUCUUAUUUAUUACAUUUUUGUCUAUUUGUGUUUUCUCGAUUGUUCGUAAAGAAGAAAUUAAUUCCUUCAGGAGGAAAGCUUCCAGCGAAUGAUCCUUUAUUGUCGUCACCUGCGUAAAUAACUAUUUUACUGUAUAACAUAUAUAGAUACGUCGUUUAUUUCUUUCAUACACGAAUCAUUUUAGACAGAACUAUUUAUGAGACAGUAAAUGUAACCUAGGGCUAAGUAGUGUUAAAGUAGUCUUUAUUUGUAAGAUUAUAUCACUUUGAUUUCCGAUAAAAUAUAUUAAAUGUAAAUGUGUGUACAUGUACAUUCAAUACCAUAAACUGCUUUUUCUCUCGUCGGUUUUAUAGUUGAAACAGAGAAAAAAAGGAAAAGAAAAGAAAAAAAAAAAGAGAGAGAGAGAGAAGUGGUAGAUAUGAAGUACAAAUUUUUAACGUUACGUCAAUGCAACAUACAUAGUUGUUCCCAGUAGUUAUCCGGGAAAUGCAUCAGACAUCUAAGAAAUUCCAUUUGUCAAAGAGUGUCGUUGCCGAUCUUUCAUGAUGUAACAUUAUUUAAAAGGGGUCGAUGUCCGUGGAAGCGUAUUCGUCUAACUGGUGGGAGAGAUAGAAUGUCAAUAAAGAACGGCGGAACAUGAAAGUUGGGGGAGACAUGAAUUUCUCGUUUAUAUGACGCACAACGGGAAGUUGAGCAAGCUUGGUCGGAAGGAGAUUUUGCGCUUGUGUAAGAUAGAGUUUUUCGGCUGAAACUAAUAUUUCAGGCGUUAGACGAAGGAUUUAGAAUGCGAAUAUGAUUUUUCAGAUGAAUAUUAAAACUUUGCUAGGCGAGCGAAAAGAUUUACGUACGGAGUAGAGGAAAUCUCAAAAUUUAUUUUUUUAAUAUUUUUUCUUUCUUUUCUUUUUGUAUAAGUUGAUUUUGUAUGGAAAAGAAAAACUUUCAUUUUUUUUUGUUUUUCAAAGAUUUAUUUUGUUUCCCCUUUGUGUGUUUUCUGUCGACAACAAUCACAUUAUUUCAAUAACGAUGAAUAAUGCAAGUAAUUAACAAACAGUGUUUAACAUUACUAAUUUAAAUGUCAUCAUGCGUGAAUGCGUGCUGAAAUUAUGUACAUUGCUUUGUUCACUCGUUCGAUGAUGCAUUUCAAUAUUAAAUCAAGCAUGGAGGCAGACUCCGCGCCGCAUCAGGCAAUUUAAGCGAAUGACUCAACCUGAACUUUUUGCUCUUAAUGUACGCACGUCUCUUACUGCGUAUGCAAAAAAAAAUGAUUCACCACGGAAUUUCGUUGUCCGUUUCUGUGAACAUCGACGUUUUAUUAGCAUCGUCCUUGCCUCUUCAUCGUAUUUUCGUCAUCAUCAUUCGCAUAUUUUUAAUGACUAAUAACAUUACACACGUUGUAAAUAGAUAUUUUCAAAUUCAUUCAAAAAGUCGCUUCAUCCUCGCGGAAAAUGUGAUUGUUCAUCGGUCAGUCGAGUCGAGUUGUUUAAUUAGACGUCGUUCCAUUUUGAUAUUUUACUUCGCGUUAUAUCGCUAAUGUUAUUCAUAGGCGAUAACGUCAAUAGUAAAAAUGAUAAACAGGCAACAUUUUAGAAACAAAAUACGGAAAUAAAGAUAACGGCCGUUGAAUAUCACGUCCUCCUUUUCUUUCAUUUGUUCUUAAACAACGUUAAAUUUCACCGACGAAAUUACACACUAUCGUGUGUAUAAUUUCCUCUACACAGAAGUAAUACAUCAUUUUUGAUUCUAUACUUUUAUAUAAUGCGAGAUAUACUGGUAAUUCUGUCAUGUAUGUUGAAACAAUUUUAUUACGAACGGCAAUUUGAAAAAGACAUUUAAUUGCGAGGAUCAUUUUUACGCGCACGUAAGAAUUUGGAUCCAGGGCGAUUAGAUAAGACACAAAGUGACGAAUCGAAAAGUAUUUUAUGGUUCUUAUAUUUGGAGGGAGGAGGGAACUGUGACGAAUGAAGUCAUUCAUAGAGAGGAUGUCUUCUGUCACACAGAUUGAAGAGACGCUCGUUUGAUAACUUCCGCCCUCAGGUUCUCAAAAGUGUGACGCUUUGACGGCGGAAGGGAGUAGUUCCAAGUAAGAGAUGCUUUUGUUCUCUGGAAUAUUCCACAUUUCAAAACGUUUGAGUUGAAUAUUUUUGAUGGUACAAGACAUUUAUAAAAAAAUACGUUUGUAGUCGAAUA
Messenger RNA from Frieseomelitta varia, 11103 nucleotides. It is a transcript of the gene Kdm5, whose product is annotated as lysine-specific demethylase lid. Gene Ontology annotation, biological process: chromatin remodeling. The coding region runs from base 295 to 5232 and encodes 1645 amino acids. NCBI's taxonomy places the organism in Eukaryota, Metazoa, Arthropoda, Insecta, Hymenoptera, Apidae. The transcript has 18 exons. The record is from RefSeq and is a predicted model, not a curated record. Gene Ontology annotation, molecular function: DNA binding; histone demethylase activity. Gene Ontology annotation, cellular component: nucleus.